AUGGAUGACAAACGUGAUUACCUUGAGAAUGUGAGCAGGCGUAACAAUCUGAUAUUUCACGGUGUCCCGAGAGGUAAUGAAACAGAGUCAUGGACUGAUUGUGAACUGAUUGUAAAAAAUGUCCUUAGGGACGACCUGCAGUUAUUAGAUGAUGUGAACAUUCAAAGGGCACAUCGCAUUACGAAGGGGAAGGCUAUUAUUGUUAAGCUAGCAGACGACAAGGACAAACACGCUAUUCUGAGGGCAUCUAAAGCUUUGAAGGACACUGGUAUGUUUAUUACUGAGGACUUCUCCCCAUUGGUGCGACAGAAGAGAAAGAAACUCCUCCCGAAGAUGUUUCAGGCGCGUGAAUCAGGUUUGAAGGUAUUUUUGCGGUUUGAUAAGCUGUAUACUGAGGAUAAUUUUUAUUCCUAUGACCUGGGGUUAGACUGUGUCACAACUGUCAAAUCAGGUCACAAGCCAGGACUUUCACGUGCAGUGAGUGCGUCUGAUGAUGUCAUCAGCUCGCCCGGCAUAAGCUAG
Molecule: messenger RNA, 522 nt
Organism: Haliotis rufescens (red abalone)
Lineage: Eukaryota; Metazoa; Mollusca; Gastropoda; Lepetellida; Haliotidae
Exons: 1
Coding region: 1-522 (173 amino acids)
Source: RefSeq, a predicted model, not a curated record